Molecule: messenger RNA, 3239 nt
Organism: Ochlerotatus camptorhynchus
Lineage: Eukaryota; Metazoa; Arthropoda; Insecta; Diptera; Culicidae
Exons: 6
Coding region: 1208-3214 (668 amino acids)
Source: RefSeq, a predicted model, not a curated record
CUUACGAGGUGGAUCGUUCGCGUGGUUACACUGUUGCGCGACGGAAUCUUGCAAAACAAGAAGGAUCGUGUGGAUACUUGUCUUGAGCGAAGCACGUUGUUUGGCCGCCGCGAGUAAGACGGGAGAGAGUGUGUGCACUCUGCGGAAUCGGAAGCAGGAAGAGAGGAAGAAGAGAUCGUGUGGUGUGAAAACAACACCACCAGCGCAGGGGGGAGGCGGUACCGGCCUCAACGUUUUUCGGUAGUGAAGUGAAGUUUCAUUCAUCGAUUCGCCAGUACGAAGAGCAGUCGAUUCGGACGCUUGCGCUCAUUCAUUAACCAUCGUUUGACUUUUGACCCAUCGAGAGUCGUCACCCCGUGCUUGGUGUGCUUGGAGAUGCGCCUACUGUGAUCGUGUGUAAACUGAAGGACUUUGAGCGUUUACGUUUCAAGAGAAUGUAAGCUGAAGAGCGUGGAAUCUAAUCGUCGUGUGGAUCGCGAUCGCGUGCUCCAAGAGACUUGGACUCACAGUUGCAGUUGUGCAAUCACUUUAGGGCCGGAGGCUGCCACUUGCCGCGAGCAGUCAGGUUAUUAAUUAGCCUAACGGAUAAGAUUAGCGAUUGUUUUGCAUCCGAGAGAUUUUUCAUUUAUCUUAAUUAACGGGAAACGGCGCUUCUGGACGUUGCGAUCGCCGUACGAUCAAUGCGGGAAAAGAUAAAAAACAAAUAAAUAAACAGAGGGAACGUUUGAGAGAAAUAUUGGCUCAUCAUCGGCGCGGCGAAUGGUGAGGAAGAAAAAAUGUAUCACUUAAUGAGAUUUACUUAAUUUAUGUAUUAAGAAAGCUGAUUGUUAGAGCCGGUCAUAAAUAUUUUUCCUACGGGUCGGAAAAGAAGAGAGAAGAGCCUUUGGGAAGAGCCCAGUGUGUGUGUGUGUGCGGUUGUUUUUAUUUGCUGCCUUCUUAAUUAUUCGUUUGCGCACUGGUUUUUGUUCGAAAACUAGUGGAAACAUUAAUUUUCUAAAUCCCGGGAGAGGCCCGAGAAAAAGAGUUAGUGAAGUGAAUGCCGCAAUAAAAAUUGUGAAAAAGUCAUAAAAACCUCAAAAAAAAACCGAAACAAAAGCUCCGGUAACGAGCAACCACAGCAACCGUUCAUCGGAAGAAGCAGAUAAAAGCCCAUCAUCAUCAUCGUCGUCGUCGUCGUCGUCGUCGUUCGUCACUCUACUUCGUCAUCAUGAUGGCUUGCACCGUCGCCGGUGGGAUCCGUAGAAGGUCUACCGUAUUGCCACCUGUGCCGCCGCUUCUGCUGCUGCUAGUGCUGAUAGUAAUCAAACAAUCGGCUGCCUGUUACUUCCCGAUCGAGUACCAGGGCGAAUACAUAACCCAGAACACAGUGACCGACGGGUCGGUCCGGUACAGCCGGAUCAACAUCACCGAGAGUGCGAUCCCCAUCUGGGGCAUGUGCCACAAACGGCACGACAACAAUGUUGUCCUGGUGACGGGCACCGAAGAAGCCUACUGCUUUCGGUGCUUCCAUCUAAAGCUGGUCUCGAAAAAUGUCCUCCGGGUACUGACGGCCGAUAACGACUACAUCUCCAAGUGUCACACCAACGAGGAGAAGGCCCUAGCUUCCUGUCUGAAGGACGACGCCCUGCAGGACGAAGAAAAGAGCACCGAAAUCAUUCUAUACAAAUUCCGUGAAUGGAACAACGACGAAGUCCGUCAGGAGUACUGCCCGAUCCACGGUCGGUAUAAGCUGACCUACAACAUCGACAACGGUACCGAGGAUCGAGUUGAAUGCGAGUCGCAAGAAUCCGAGGUGGAUAACUGCCCGUCCGGUUCGGCCUUGAAUCUCCGCUUCCGAAAUUGUGCCUUCCACGAUCAGGAAGUCACGUUCGAAUGCCUUGGCCAUUGGCGAGGUCUACGUCAGCAGAACUUCCUCGCACUGGUCAACACGAACAACGAUGCCCGGCUGGGGCCAAAAUACCGAUGCGCCACCUGGGUCGAAAACCCAAAGACCGGAGAAAUCGAGAUCUCAUUCAGCAAGGAUUCGACCUGCCGGUCGAUCAACAAAUACCAUCGCAGUCCGAACUCCUAUGGCAAUAACAUCAACAGCGACUACCACAGCGAAGUCAUCUCGCUGAAACCAGUUCCACAGGAGUUUGGACAGAUCAGCCAGCAUUGCAGCUUCCCGAACUGGUUGAUCGGAAAAUGGGAGCACGUGAUCGUCAGCCAGAACCAACUCAUCUACAAAGAUCACACCUCGUUCAAGACGUACACGAUGAAGUGCGUCAAAAACAACACCAACCACGAUUCGGACAAGUACAUCGUCUACAGCCAAACGCAGUGCGGUGAGGAAAAGUACCAAUGCCUCAAGAUCCAACGACGGGACGAAAAUGUGUUCGAGUUCCAGAUCAGCUCCCGCUCGGAGCCGAACUUUACCAGUACGAUUUGCAACGAAUUCUACUUCAACGACGACCGGUGGCUGACCCAGGGUCGAUUGGACAGCAACAGCAUCGUUUCGCCCUGCCCGAUUGUUGGCGAAUUCUCCGGCGUUAUUCCGGAUGAUGAAGGACUGUGCGCCAAACUUUCUUCCGAGUGCGGCUCGCCAGACAUUAUGUACUAUCAGAUCUCAGCAUGCGAGUUCGAUGAAGUCUACGAAGAACGGGAAUACCGAUGCCUGGGACAGUGGACCCAUCGGAAUAUCGUCUACACGUACACCCAGCGACGGGACGUCGGUACCUACGAAUGCUUCGUAGGUACCAUGCUCUCCGAUCGGCAGAUCUUCAUCAAAGAAGCCGGCGAACACUGCCAACGGGACGUCAAUCCGCACCGGUUCGGCAUGGAGCUGAACAAGGUCGCACACUGCAGUGUGCCGGAAACGUUCAAACCGUCCAGCCGGCCGACACACAAGUACUCAGAAGUCUCGACGAUACGAUCGUCCACGUCGAGUUAUAACAGCAACAAUAGCAACAACAAUCGAAAUGAUCAGCAAAGUUCCUCGCCGUCCGUGGUGGCCAACUCGACCCCGUCGUCGCCAGUGGUCACCACCGGACGAAGCAACACCCAGUAUACGGUCACGAAUCAGCAACCGAAGCAGCAGCCGCAACCGACGGCGAAACCCGGCGUGCCCGGCUCCGGAGCCAGCAGCACGCUACUUGUACAGUCACAGUCCUCGUAUUUAUUAUUGUUAGCAACUCUCAUCUGUGUUAUCUUAGGUUGUAGUCAAAUUAGGUGUUAAACAAUUUUUUUAUUUAAAACUGAAA